Messenger RNA from Oreochromis aureus, 2631 nucleotides. RefSeq names its product 7-methylguanosine phosphate-specific 5'-nucleotidase-like. Gene Ontology annotation, molecular function: magnesium ion binding; 5'-nucleotidase activity. The transcript is spliced from 10 exons. Gene Ontology annotation, cellular component: cytoplasm. NCBI's taxonomy places the organism in Eukaryota, Metazoa, Chordata, Actinopteri, Cichliformes, Cichlidae. The record is from RefSeq and is a predicted model, not a curated record. The coding region runs from base 186 to 1139 and encodes 317 amino acids.
AGCUCUAUGUCUGUGACAAGCAGAAAUGUAAACAAUUGAAAGCAGCAGCGGAGUGUAAACUGCAUAUAAUUUGAUUAUGAAAUGUUUGCACAUAGAUAUUCAGACGUUUUUAACACAAUGUGCUCUUAACGGUCCCUCUGAACAGUCGUUAAAACGUCGCUGACGCCCGAGCUCUCCGUGAGAAGAUGAUAUAUCACGUUCCCUGGAUCUAUACGCCAGUGCGGACCGUUCUGGCAAUUUGGCACCAGCUGACAAAAACCGAGAUCCCGGAGCUGGCCAAGUGCUCGGUGCUGAUGAGGGAACGCAGCAGAGUGGAGGAAACAAUCCACUGCAUGCAGCGAGCAGGUGCAGGGAACCUGCAGGUAAUCUCAGACUUUGACAUGACACUGACCAGAUUCGCUCACAACGGCAAGCGAGUUCCCACCACUCACAACAUCUUGGAUAACCGGCUGCUGAUUAAUGAAGAAUGCACUAAAAAGAUGAGGGAGCUGUUAAACACUUAUUAUCCCAUAGAGAUCGAUGCUAGCCGGAGUGCUGAGGAGAAACUUCCUCUCAUGGUCGAGUGGUGGACAAAAGUCCACGAGCUGCUGAUUCAGCAGAAGAUCAGAAAAGACAUGCUGGCCCGGGCUGUGAAGGAAUCCAGCGCCAUGCUCAGGGAAGGGUACAAAGUAUUUUUUGACCAUCUGGCUGAGCACCAGGUCCCUCUGCUGAUCCUCUCCGCCGGGGUCGGUGAUGUCUUGGAGGAGGUGAUUCGACAGAACCAUGUCUUCCAUCCAAAUGUCCACAUCAUCUCCAACUACAUGGACUUUGACCACACUGGGAUGCUGCAAGCCUUCAAAGGUCAACUGAUUCACACCUUUAACAAGAGAGAAGGCGCUCUGUCACAUGCAGCCGGACUCAGAGAGCUGCAGGGUCGACCCAACGUGCUGCUGCUGGGAGACUCACUGGGAGAUCUGACCAUGGCCGACGGAGUCUCUGAGCCCCAGAACGUCCUCACCGUUGGGUUCCUCAACGACCAGGUGGAGGAGAGGAAGGAGUCUUACAUCAACUCUUUUGACAUCGUCCUGGUGAAGGACGAGACGAUGGACGUCCCAAACGCCAUCCUCAGGUACAUUACCUCAUCGAGAGACAACAAGUAAGAUGCACAAGGAGGAGCCAGACUUAAUGUCAAAAAUGCACAGAUUACCUCAUUUACUGCAUUCACGCUGUCGCAUGCUGGACAAUCUCACAGCCUCACUGACCUCAUGACUGGAUAUUUGAACAUCAAAUCACACUCUGGACCUGAGUUCACUGUAAUGCGGUGCAGAUGUUUAAAAACGUACUAUUCUGUUUCACAGGCACGGGCUGGGCUUUGUUUCAAACUGUUUCUAGUGUUGCAUCUAACUGGCCACUUGUUACCUCAGCAUAACUCACCGAGCUGCCAGAACAGUAAAACCACAGACAGGUGAAAUUAAUAACACAGCACUCCCCAUUCUCAGAGCAGGACUAUGCACUCCACUACACACUCCUCUCAAGAAACAAGCCUACAAACACCCAAGAUCCCAAUCCACUGAGGUGCUAACUCCAUAACCCACAGGACCCAAACGAUCCGCUUUAUCGGCACAUCCUGUUUUUAUUUGCAGGCUGCCCUGCGGGUAAAAACAACAACAAAAAGAAAAAAAAAAUCAGUCUGAACCAUUAGCCUGCCGGCCCGUUUUACAAGUGUUCUUUAAAUGACAGUAACUUUGUAACCAUUUGUGCUAGAGACAAAAUUCAGACUGUUCCAGAAAGAAGACGGAUUUCACUGGGAUAUUUGGUAUGUCAUGGUAGCACAACACAUUCACAAGGUACUGCUGUCUGAACGCAGACAGCACUUCACAUUACCGCAAUUCCUCAGUCAUGUUGGGGUAUAGAAAACUGGGAUAUAGAAAAUUCAAAUGAUUCCUGAAAGAUGAGACUUUUUUUUUUUUAAAUUUUACACCUGAAGUUACAAAAUAAGUCCAGGCGGCCUGUGUGAUACUUUGGUGAUAACAAGUUUUUCAAUCCUAAUAAUUACCCUGUGAUUUAUUUGUUUUUUUAGGAAGAAGCUGUGUUUUAUGUGUACUGUGUGUUACCUUUGUGUACGCUGUGAGUACUUGAAGUUCUAAACAUACUGUGCACAUGAGUUUCUUCAUAGCAUGCCGCUAUGACAGUGCAGCGAUCAGCCUUUUACCUCUUUUUGUUUUAAACGUUUUGGAUCUGUGACAGUGGAUGCAGACACAUUAAUCCUGCUAUUCUAUGGUAGUACUUCACAACGGGCUGUUACUGUAUGUUAAAUGGAGUUAGUUUGUUGAGCUUUCCCAAACGCAUCGUGCUCAAAGAUAUGAAGAUGUACAUGGACUAGCAAGCGUUUAUAUUUAAAUGUACUGUAUAUUUUUUUUCUUAAAUCCAAAGAAAAAAAGAUUUCCUCUUGAUUUUCUAUGCUUAUUAACUAAAGCAAUAAUAAGACCCUGUAAGUCUAAUAAUAACAAUGAUAACAAAUGCAGUUUUAUGUUGUGAAUCAGUCCUGCUGUAGCAUUUCUUUCUAUUAGAGGUGUCUAAUAACUAAUAUUUUUAAAUUGUUAACAAUAGUUUGCAAGAAAUUGAAACUAAAUCAGUGCAUUUUAGUCUUAA